This is a messenger RNA of Anopheles marshallii, 1875 nucleotides long. RefSeq names its product angiotensin-converting enzyme-like. Gene Ontology annotation, biological process: proteolysis. The record is from RefSeq and is a predicted model, not a curated record. The transcript has 5 exons. Gene Ontology annotation, molecular function: peptidyl-dipeptidase activity; metallopeptidase activity. NCBI's taxonomy places the organism in Eukaryota, Metazoa, Arthropoda, Insecta, Diptera, Culicidae. Bases 1 to 1875 code for a protein of 624 amino acids. Gene Ontology annotation, cellular component: plasma membrane.
AUGAGGUGCGUUUUGUUGCUUUCGCUGGCCAUUGGCCUCGUGUGUCACGUGAGUGCUAGUAGAAUCCCUCGUCGGGUCUCGCAGAUCCAAGAGCAGGAAGUGUUGCAGUAUUUGGAGAACAUUGAGGCGGAAAUUUUGGCCCACCGCAACGCAGCCAGUGAGGCGAAUUGGGCGUACGAUUCCAACAUUACGGACGAAAAUUUGGAUGUUAAAAAUGAAGUCGCAACUGAAAAUGCCGCCUUCUUUAAGCAAAUUUCGGAAUACCUCGCUCAGUUCGACUAUGAAAGCUUUGAGGAUGAGAAUCUGAAGCGUCGUGUGAUGAAACUGGUUGGUUUGGGGUAUUCUGCGCUGCCGGAACAAAAGUUUACCAUCAUGCUGGAUGCGAUUAAUAACAUGAAAGAAAAUUAUGCUAAAAUCAAGGUGUGUGACUAUCACGAUAGUAGCAAAUGUGAUUUAGCGUUGGAACCGGAGCUGACGGAGAUCAUGGCCAAUAGCCGGGAUUCGGAGGAGCUGAAGUACUACUGGCAGCAAUGGUACGAUGCUGCUGGUGCACCAACGAGAGAAGAUUUCCAAACCUAUGUCGAUCUCAAUGGAGAAGCGGCCUUGCUUAACAAUUAUGAAUCCGGAGCUGAAUCUUGGCUGAGCGCUUACGAGGAUGAAACGUUUGAGCAACAAGUCGAUGCUGUGAUCGAGGAGAUGAGACCAUUCUAUGAACAAAUUCACGGAUAUGUCCGGUACAAGUUGCGCGAGUACUACGGUGAAGAUGUGGUGUCAGAAAAGGGUCCGAUUCCGAUGCAUUUGCUCGGCAACAUGUGGGCUCAGGGAUGGGGUAACAUUGCAGAUAUUACUAGCCCAUUCGGUGAUCGACAGUUGCUUGACGUAACGGAAGAGAUGGUGCGCCAAGGUUACAAUCCUGUCCAGAUGUUCGAGAUGGGGGAUGAGUUCUUCCAGUCGCUGAACAUGACGAAACUGCCCCAAACCUUCUGGGAAAAGAGCAUUCUCGAGAAGCCGGACGAUGGGCGGGAUCUCAUUUGCCAUGCCAGUGCCUGGGAUUUCUCAAAACCAGAUGAUGUGCGUAUCAAGCAGUGUACCCGUGUGACGAUGGAGCAGUUCUUCACGGUCCAUCACGAGCUGGGUCAUAUUCAGUAUUAUUUGCAAUAUCAGCACUUGCCCAGCGUUUACCGCUCCGGAGCUAAUCCUGGUUUCCAUGAGGCCGUCGGUGAUGUUCUCUCCUUGUCCGUUUCUACACCAAAACAUCUUGAAAAGAUUGGUCUUCUGAAGGACUUUGUGCUCGAUGAGGAAUCUAAGCUGAAUCAAUUUUACCGUUCGGCUUUGACAAAGCUAGCAUUUUUGCCUUUUGCGUACACCAUCGACAAGUACCGAUGGGGAAUCUUCCGUGGUGAAAUUAAGCCCGAAGAGUACAACUGCAAAUUCUGGGAGAUGCGCUCGAAAUACUCCGGUGUAGAACCUCCGGUAGCCCGUUCAGAAGCUGAUUUGGAUGCACCAGCGAAAUAUCACGUGUCAGCCGAUGUGGAGUAUCUGCGCUACUUUGUAUCGUACAUCAUUCAGUUCCAGUUCCACCGUGCUGCUUGCGAAAAGGCUGGAGAAUACGUGAAGGGAGAUCCGGAGAAGACAUUGAACGAUUGUGACAUCUAUCAGAGUGCUGAGGCGGGCAACGUUAUCAAGGCAAUGUUGGAGCUAGGAGCUUCGAAACCGUGGCCAGAUGCGAUGGAAGUUCUUACUGGAGUAAGACGUAUGAGUGCCGAUGCACUCAUUGAGUACUUCCAACCGCUGUACGAUUGGCUGGUCGUUGAGAAUGAGCGCAUUGGAGCACAUGUUGGAUGGGAAGAAUCGGACAAGUGUAUCUCGGAAUGA